Messenger RNA from Aspergillus saccharolyticus JOP 1030-1, 1839 nucleotides. RefSeq names its product Zn(II)2Cys6 transcription factor. Gene Ontology annotation, biological process: regulation of DNA-templated transcription. Gene Ontology annotation, molecular function: zinc ion binding; DNA-binding transcription factor activity, RNA polymerase II-specific. Bases 1 to 1839 code for a protein of 612 amino acids. The record is from RefSeq and is a predicted model, not a curated record. Lineage: Eukaryota; Fungi; Ascomycota; Eurotiomycetes; Eurotiales; Aspergillaceae. The transcript has 6 exons.
AUGGUCAACCACGAUCCGCAGCCUGUUCUGGUCCCCAGCCAGUACCGACCCAAGCCAGUCCUCACCUCGAAUCAGCUUGCGCGUCAAUUGCGGUCCUGCAAGGUCUGCCGGUACCGUAAGGUCAAGUGCGAUCGCGUUAAACCCUGUCAUGCAUGCUGUGCUCAUGGGUAUCCCUCCCAGUGCACUUACGAUACCGGUCCUGAGGAUAGUCUCCAGCCCAUUAGCCAAGCGGACGAGAUCCGUAACCUCCGCAACGAAAUCCGUCAGCUGACGGCUCAACUCAAUGCCCGUGAUCAACGAAACCGAAACCGUCGCCGCCUAGCGCAGCUCCAAGGCUUGGUUGAUACAAUCCGCACCGCCCCAUCCGAAGUCGUUGAUGGCAUCAUCAGCAGUAUUCGGACAACUAAUCGGGUGGUCACGCAUGGCUCGGGAAUGGUCUCUGGGGAUCGGACACAAAACAAUGCUAUCGUAGCUCUUCAGCGCUAUCGGUCGGAUGAUAGUGACGAAGAAGCGGGAGAGAAUAUCGAUGCACGGGCCGGGGGUCGUGAUAAUAGCCGAAGUUCAUCCGAGGACAGUGAGGACUCGAGCUAUGGCUCCAUAUGUCAGAUGAAUACCACAAAGCCGAUGCUCGAGGUGUUCAUUGAGCGUUUUGUGGAUGCGUUCAGUCCAGAGGUUGACGCUAAAGCAGGCCAUGCGGGUGCACUGCGACGCGCAGCAGAGAUCCGCAUGUUCUCACCGAUUCUGAUGGACGCGUUUCAAUCCGUAUCGGUGGCUUUCUUCGGCCGAUCCGUUCAAAACAAGGAAAUCGAAGCUGCAGGUUUCAACCUGUAUCCGCGGGUACUUCGUAGUUUGCAGCAAGCAUUGCAGGACCCCGAGCGUAGCAAGGCCGAGUCAACCCUGGUCACGGUCAUUCUACUGAUGGCGUUUGAGGCAUGCUCUGCAUUUAAAUCCCGCAUCUGUGUGGAGCGUACGACACAGGUGUCGCUAAUUGCCCACGUCAACGGUGCACUACGAUUAAUCGAGCAUCGUGGCCCCGAGAACCACGUGCAUGGAGUAGAACAUCUACUAUAUACAGAGCUUCGUCCAUACUGGGUAUCUGCGGCUCUGGUCAGCCGCACCCCGUCUUUUCUUGCCUCAGAGGAUUGGAUUAAUCUUCCGUGGUCAGCAAAAACUACCAAGAAGGAUAUCUUGCAUUAUCUUUUGGACCUUGCGGUCGAGAUCCCAGCACUGCUGUUUCAAUUCGAUGAUCUCCAAGCCACACUCGGCUCGCAGAUGGCGAGUGCGCAUGAGAUCAAGGUCAAACAAGCCACCCUGUGGAAUGGUGUUGCUGACUUGACCAACCGCUUCCGCCAGUGGAAACUCGAGUGGGUCGACCACUAUCCGGACGGCCCGCCGAGGGAGGUCGAGCCACUGCCAAAUGGCGACUUCCCCGUCUUCCAAUGUCGGGACCUUCGCACUGGGGCCAUUAUCACCCCAACUAAAUUCUCCUACCCCAAUCUCCGCCUGGCCCAGACUAUGUGUCUAUACUACAGUACCCGAUUGAUCUUGUCCACGGCGGACUGCCGACCGACAGACCGCGUCGGCCCCGCGGAACAGUAUGCCUUGGGGUGCGGUAUCUGCCGAACCUUGGAAUGGUACAUCUUGACCGCCCCUGGUAACAUGAUUAAUCGCCUCGCCUUCCCUGUCCGCGUGGCUUGGGAGGCCUUCCCAGACGGAGGUCCAGAGCGCUUGUUCAUGUAUAACGUGCUGAAGCUGGUGGAGAAACGGCAUUCUCUUGGGCUUUGGGGGAGCGGAAUGUCCGAGCUUUCUCCUCGAGCUGGGUCUCCUCCGGCUUCCUAA